GGUGAAUGGCCAGGAUGGGGUCCCGGGCGCAGGCGGUGCCCAGGUUUUACAGCUCGGAGCCCCUGUUCGGCGAGGUGGCCCCCGAGGUGAUGGAGGCCAUGCUGAUCCGCUUGGCCACGGAAAACGAGCGGUACCUCAGCGAGCUGCCCGGCCAGGCCGGCUGCUGCAAGGAGAGCCGGACCGUGGAAUUUAUAUUCCUUUUGGCUGAGAAAUGGCGCUUGGACCAUUCAGCGAGGUAUCAGGCAGUAGAGUUACUUGAAAGGUUUAUGAUCAAGCAAAUAGAGCAAAUCUGUAAGUCCCCCAGUGAGAACAUGGAAAGUACCAAAGAAGGCAGCCGUCGGAGCUCUCUGAAAGAACAGAUAUAUGACACGUUUGUCCUGCGACUGGUGUCGUGCAUUCAGCUUGCAAGCAAACUUUCCUUGCACUAUAAUAUAGUUAACAGCGACACAGCUUUAAAAUUCCUGCAGUCCUUAAAAUACUCGUACACUAAACAGGAGCUGCUCGAGUCGGAGCUUGCUGUUUUAGAGACUCUGCAGUUCCAGAUCAACGUGUCAACUCCUCUGGCUUAUGUCGAAUUGCUUCUAGAGGUUUUAGGACAUAACGGCGGCUUACUUCCUGCAAAGCCUUUGCAUCAGAUGUGUGUGCAGCUACUAGACUUCUUGUACCUUAAAAGGGAGGCCAUCUACGACACGUUACUGAAGACGGCCAUCGAAAAUUCGACACCAAGUGAACUGCAGAUUUGGAAUCAUCAGCACAAGCGUUUUCGUACUAAAUCCCGAGCACUGGGAGCAGGUUGUGGAGCAUUUAAACUGCAUUACGGGCAUUACUUCCCAAAGCAUCUUAGAGUUUUCCCAUGCGGUACUGAAACACGUUAUUGGCAGCACCACUCCAAAGCAGCACCGGAGGAAGUAAAGCUCCAGAAAACGGAGUUCUGCCUCUCGAGCAGAACUCACCCGGAUCCCUCGGUCGGUGCAGCGGGCUGUCACGCUGCUAACGGUCCUUCGUCCGUGACACUGCGCAGGACACCCCAAACAGUAGGGUUGUUCUUUUGAUUUCGAGCACGGUGUGUUCCGUAACUUACUGCGUGCUGUUUUAAUUAGAGGAGCUCGUUAUUUUCGGCUGUGCUCUAGCGCUGUGAACAGGAACAAAGCAGUGCUUAUGUUUUCCAACGCCAGAAGCGUUACUGGAAGAGCUACGUCGUUUAAGUUGUCGAUAUGUUUUCCUUGAAGGAACAGAAAACUUAUUCGAAGAGCGUUGUUUUGAAAAGGCAUUAACGUGAGUGUUGUUCUGCUGGGAAGCCCCAGCCCAGCCCUUACGAACAGGGCUGUCAUUUGUGUUUGUUGCUGUUUUGCAACCUAAUUAUUUCUGCCCGCCUGCUGCAGCCAGGCUGCGUGUUGAUGUUCUUCUUUGCCAGCGCUCCGAAGCCUGGUUGCUCUUACCUCAAUCGAGCCAGCUAGCGUUGUGGCAAGAACAAAAUCCCCCCCCCCCUGUUUUGUCCUGCCAGCAGGGGCUGCCUGAACACUGAGGGAUGCUCAGGUUCCAGCCGAAAGCCCUCUGCCUAGAAUCGUGUUUUAUUGGGAGGUUGCUCAGCGCGCCCCGGUGCAGGAACAGGCUACGGAAAGCGUAACAGAUCGCAGCGAACAGCCUCAAACCCUCCUAAAGUCCAGUGGCAACGAGAAGUGCCGAUACGACUUAAAAAAUACUUUAUUUCAAGCUGCAGUGACCAAACAGACCGUCUGAGUUUCUCCACCUUAUUCCCUGCGUUAGAAACUUGCCUUUUCUAACCCCCGCGUUCCAUCAGGCUGUGACAGAGCACUACCAACGGCGCUGGCAGUGUGAACUUUGACAAUAACUUACAUACAUCUCUACGACCCCCAAACACCACUUCAGCGUCUAUUUAACAGCUGAUUAUUAUUUUUUAAACUCGGUUCAGCUCCGCGAUAGGACUUUACAUAUUGCUUUUCUAUAUCCUACUCCUCUUAACGGUAUUUUAAAUAAAGUGUCUUGUGGA
This is a messenger RNA of Oxyura jamaicensis (ruddy duck), 2011 nucleotides long. It is a transcript of the gene CNTD1, whose product is annotated as cyclin N-terminal domain containing 1. The transcript is spliced from 7 exons. Gene Ontology annotation, biological process: reciprocal meiotic recombination. The record is from RefSeq and is a predicted model, not a curated record. NCBI's taxonomy places the organism in Eukaryota, Metazoa, Chordata, Aves, Anseriformes, Anatidae. The coding region runs from base 6 to 1052 and encodes 348 amino acids. Gene Ontology annotation, cellular component: site of double-strand break.